This is a messenger RNA of Monascus purpureus, 2379 nucleotides long. NCBI's taxonomy places the organism in Eukaryota, Fungi, Ascomycota, Eurotiomycetes, Eurotiales, Aspergillaceae. The record is from the annotation of a GenBank genome assembly.
UGCUCUCUUCCACCCUCGUCCCUGUCCCCACGUGGAUAUUUCUUUCUCUUCCUGGCAGAUAUUGCUGUUGUGGACCUCUCUGUCAUCGUUUAAAUUCUCCUUACGAGCGCUCUACUCCGUCACCAUGCCAGGCUUCGACUUCUCCAACUACAAUCGCAACGCGGCUCUCCACGCCAGAGGUGCACCCUUGCCCAAAGCUACAAGCACUGGUACGACGAUUGUCGGAUGCAUUUACGAUAAUGGAGUUGUGAUCGCAGCAGAUACUAGGGCCACCAGUGGUCCUAUAGUAGCAGACAAGAACUGCGAGAAACUACACUAUAUUGCGCCACAGAUCUGGUGUGCCGGAGCCGGAACAGCGGCAGAUACAGAAUUUACCACUGCUCUCAUCAGUUCAAACAUCGAACUACAUUCCCUCUCGACGGGCCGGCCCCCGCGAGUCAUCACCUGCAUGACCAUGCUGAAGCAGCACCUCUUCCGAUACCAGGGGUACAUCGGCGCAUACUUGGUCGUCGCUGGUGUUGAUCCGACGGGUGUAGGCCUUUUUACAGUCCACGCACACGGUUCCACCGACAAGCUCCCUUACGUAACCAUGGGCUCCGGCUCGUUGGCCGCUAUGUCCGUGUUCGAAUCGACAUGGAAGCCUAAUCUCGAUCGCGAGGGCGCCAUCAACCUCUGCGCCGAGGCUAUUAAGGCCGGUAUUUUCAACGACCUGGGUUCUGGUAGCAAUGUCGAUGUGUGUGUUAUCGAGAAGGACAAGCCUACUCAACUACUGCGCAACUACAUGAAGCCUAACGAGCGUGGAAGGAAGGAGCGGAAUUACAAGUUUGCCAGAGGCACCACCGCUUGGUUGAAUCAGAAGAUCAUUAGCAAGGAGGACAUGAGGAAGUAUGUCACUGUGGAAGAACUCUCAGCUAACGUGGAUCUCGCGACAGUGGAAAAGAUGGAGGUCGACACUUGAGCUGACAGGCUUGAGCCUGUGAUUUGUUUUCCUAGGAGAGAAAGUAAUGUCAAACUCACAUUUGAAAAUCAACAAAUGCUGGACUAAUGUGAUAAAUUCCGUCUCCUGCAAGACCGUUACGAGAAGAAAAGGGAAGCAAAAAUAGACCGUAGUAUCUAGCGAGACAUGCUUUGAACCCUUGAAAUCAGUCCAUAAGCUCUGUGGGUAUCAUUAGCCCAUACAUGAUCCCCGAGAUUCCAGAGUCAUAGACAUUACAUGCAAACCCCCAUAACUCUAGCACAAUGCACAACCGCAUGGCAAUGGGCCAACGAGCCCAGUGCAAACGAAAAAAAGUGGGUAUAUACAACAGAGAACAACAGUUCAAAGGAUAACCUGUUAAAACGCUUCCCCUUCAAUGCUUAUCUCCCGCCGAUCAGUCAUCAUCAUUAUCAUCAUCAGACUUUCUUUGGAACUUCGCGCGGUACGGAUUCAAUAACGAUUCAACCACUUCUGGAGUUUCAUGCUCUUUCACGAGACGGAGGAUGUAGUUGUAUCUUGAAGGCGUAACACGCUGGCCAGUCCUCUGGUAUCUGGUAACACCAGCAUGGUAUAAGGCUCGCACAAAAGCAGGCUUAAUAGGAGCGUUAUGUUGCAUCAGGUAGCCAAAGAGCCAAUGCACAAGAUCAAAUGCGCGAGCAGGACUAACUCUCUUAGCGCAUGAGAAGGCGAUGGCGAGAAAAUUGAUGAAUUCGAGUGCGGCAUGCGGGUCCGGACAUUCUGAUGUUCUGGGGAGAGGGUGGUAGCGUACAAGGACCAUCUCGGAAGGAUGAGGGAUAGGAUUCCAAGACCUGGAAAGAGCAACCUUCAGGGGAGAAUGAGAGCGAAGGACCCUGAUAAUGGUCCAGAUUGAUUCAGAGUCACCAGUCUCCGCGAUACGAAGGCAGUGAGUGGCAAAAGAGGGACUUGUAAGGUCAAUCUUGCGAAUCAUUUUCUCGUAAGAUCUGUACAUGAAGCGCUUCGUGGCAUUGAAAGUGUGGAUAUUUUCGAACAUUGCUGUUAGCGAGAUAUUGCGAGAUUCGAGCUGCCAUAACGAUUCCUGGGCAGACUCGCUCACACACAGGUUCAUUAGCAAGUUGACAGCCCCCGUUAAUACCCCGUUAGAUGGUAGGUCAAGAUCAUGGAUCCCCUUUACGAGGCUAGACAUGAAGUCGCCAUGGUCAUGGAGCUGGGUGAUGGAGCGGUAGACAUUAAAGAGGUUGAAGGUUAGAUAAUAGACCUCUCCCGGUUCCCAUGUUUGGUCUCGACGUGUGCGCGUGAUCGUGCUGAAUGUUCUUAAGAUCCAAAUGCGAACUAGAACUCGAUCAACCACAGAUAGUUCUGCUACAAUCGAACCCGAACCAUCACUGGGCUCUGAAAAAUGCGCCUCCCAUACAUCAAACCAA